Molecule: messenger RNA, 675 nt
Organism: Annulohypoxylon truncatum
Lineage: Eukaryota; Fungi; Ascomycota; Sordariomycetes; Xylariales; Hypoxylaceae
Exons: 1
Coding region: 1-675 (224 amino acids)
Source: RefSeq, a predicted model, not a curated record
AUGAUCACAGACAGGGUCAUUAAUGCCAUCUUUGGAGAGUGGCCUCACGAGCAAGUGCCCCCAACACCCUUGCCCUUCAUCGCCUUACUUGUUUAUAUCGCCGAGUGCCUAGAAAUCCCUCUUCCCCGUGUUAGCUUCCUAAACCCACUAUUCAACCUAUCUCUGUAUGUCUUUUACGUCACAUUUGCUUUUCAGAUCAUCGGAACGUUGAGGCGCGCCUUCAGUAGCCGCCAUCCAGUGCACCUAGUACUUGAACAGCUACUUGACUUCUCUUCAGUCGCGUUGGCGUUUCGAAUGGGGUGCUUCGCGGCUGCGGAGUUUCUCUUAGUUGCCUCAAUCGCCAGCCUUACCGGUUCCAUAAGAUUAACGUGCUUCGUACCUCUUUUAGUAACAGCACUACUAGCAGACGUAAUGCUCUCUAAUGGGACUUCGCGUUGGACUGUAGCCCAUAUCUUCAUCCUAGUAGCUUUCGCCGCACUUUAUCUCGCUCCUCAGUUCUUCGACGAGGGCAUUAUGCAACUUGCCGUUUGGCGCAUAGAGGAGUAUGAUGCGAACACUCCUAGAUGGUUGUUGGAUAUGGCACGCGACAUUGUUGUUGGCCAGAAAGCUCCCACUUACGUACAAUCAAAGCCGAUGGAACGGUUUAUCACGGUCACGAAUGUGCCGGAGGUAUGA